CCGUACCUCCUUCUUCGCCCCUUGCUGCCCCCGGUCUUCCGAAAGCCCACCAGGCCAAGGGCAGACAACUUUCCUGGCCCCCACACCCCACACCUCAUCCUCCUCUUUCUACGCCCCCCUCCAUCCCCAGGCCAGCACGACCCAGCGCAUCCCCUAGCGUCCCAGUCUGCGGCAUCCUCCGGGUACCUCCUGCCCGAGGGUUCUCCGAGCGCCGCGCGCUCUGCAGGCCGCCGGGCAAGUCCAGGUGCAUCGCAUUGCGUGUAGUCGCUUCUAGUCCCGUCCCGUCCUCCCGGCAGCCGCUCCCUGGCGCGAUGCCAUUCCUCGGGCAGGACUGGCGUUCCCCGGGACAGAACUGGGUGAAGACUGCGGAUGGCUGGAAGCGGUUCCUGGACGAGAAAAGUAGUGGCUUCGUGAGCGACAUCAACAGUUACUGCCCCAAAGACGUGCACAACAAGGAGAAUCUUUUCAACAGUCUGAACUAUGAUGUUGUGGCCAAGAAAAGAAAGAAGGACCUGAUGAACAGCAAAACCAAAAUUCAGUAUUUCCACCAGGAAAAAUGGAUCUACGUUCACAAAGGAAGCACUAAGGAACGCCAUGGAUACUGUACAUUGGGAGAAGCUUUCAACAGGCUUGACUUCUCCACUGCUAUUCUGGAUUCCAGAAGGUUCAACUACGUUGUGCGGCUGUUGGAACUGAUAGCGAAAUCACAGCUCACUUCCCUGAGUGGCAUUGCCCAAAAGAACUUCAUGAACAUUUUGGAAAAAGUUGUGCUGAAAGUCCUUGAAGACCAACAAAAUAUCAGAUUGAUAAGAGAGUUGCUGCAGACCCUCUACACAUCCUUGUGUACCCUGGUCCAAAGGGUAGGCAAGUCUGUUCUUGUCGGGAACAUUAACAUGUGGGUGUACCGAAUGGAGACCAUUCUACAUUGGCAGCAGCAGCUGAACAACAUCCAAAUCACCAGGCCUGCUUUCAAAGGCCUCACCUUCACAGACCUGCCUUUGUGUUUACAACUGAACAUCAUGCAAAGGCUGACGGAUGGAAGGGACCUUGUCAGCUUGGGCCAGGUGGCCCCAGAUCUGCACCUGCUCAGUGAAGACCGGUUGCUAUGGAAGAAACUCUGCCAAUAUCAUUUCACAGAGAGACAGAUUCGCAAGCGAUUAAUUUUAUCUGAUAAAGGACAACUGGAUUGGAAGAAGAUGUAUUUUAAGCUUAUCCGAUGUUACCCAAGGAAAGAGCAAUAUGGAGACACACUGCAGCUCUGCAAACAUUGCCAUAUCCUUUCUUGGAAGGGAACCGAUCAUCCAUGUACAGCCAAUAAUCCAGAGAGCUGCUCUGUCUCUCUGUCGCCCCAGGACUUUAUCAACUUGUUCAAGUUCUGAGCCCUCACAUGGGACAGCCCUUGAGAAUGUCCAGUUCUCAUGAGAUGCUUUGUAAUACCCAAUAUGGACACUUCCAUUGUAAAUAGUGUACAUUUUUAUGUUGUUUUGAAAUUCCUGAGUUGAGUAAAUGACAGACAGGACCCUGGAGGAGAAAGAUGAAAUUGCUGACUGGCUAUUUAGGAUCAUGGACUUUCUUAAUAGAACUAGUGUGGAAAAACAGUCAGACUGUAAAUAAACUUUUUUAAAAAAUGAUUAGCCAGCAAGGCUAUAGCAGCAUCAGUGCUAUAUUUCAGAAGUCACAUUGAAUUUGCCUUAUGUGCUCUGAAACCCCUAUUUGAUUUCCAAAGAUUGGGAAAGCAUCAAAGUUGAAUUGAUAAUAGAACAACCUUGACCUGUUUACAAGAUGGAAAUUUGGGAAGAAACAGCAUAUCCAGAUGAAAAAGUCAAUGUUUUGGUUUUCUAGUUGGGUUUGUGGUUCUUUGUUGUUGUUAUUAACUGUCAUUGUCUUAAAGCAAUGGAAAAACCCAUUUAACAGAUCUGAACAUUUCUUAAGCCUAUAUUGUAUAAAAGGCCAUAUCCUGCAACGUGAAAUUCACCACACCAUUUUCUACCUCUGACAUCAUAAAAUGCUUUUUUUCAGCACACACACAUACACAGCACGUUCUCUGCUGCACAUUGUAAAUUUUCAUGUCUAUUUUUAAUCACUGUAAAAGUGACUUAAAGGAGAAAAUAUCGACCACAAAGUUUUUCUUAUUUUGAGCUUACUUAAUCAGAGGAGUAGGAUAGUCUUUGGAGUUGCCUCUUGAAUGGGAAAUCUAAAAUACUAGGUUCAAAAUGCUUUUUUUUUUCAUGCCACUCACUGUGGAGAGAACAGCAGGACAGAAAUCCACUUCUGCAGCUCAGCUAUAGAAACUGGAGAACUACUGAUGAAGAAACUGAGGCUGAAAGAAGUAAAGAGGGUCCAUAAUAACCCAUGUCCAGGAAAAGACUUAUUCCUGUUUGUCUUCAGGGUAUUUCUUAUGCUUGCUCCAUCCCAAGUACCUUCAUAAAACAGCAUAGUUCAAUUGAUAAGCUGAAUCCUGGAAGGAUUAUGUGUUCCUGUGGCCUUACCAAGCAAAUCCCAAAUAUCUAUGGGCUGAUUCAGAUAUAUUACCAGUUCCCUUGCCCUUGGAAGUUUACUGAUCAUUAAAUCAAUCUUCUCCUC
Molecule: messenger RNA, 2583 nt
Organism: Vombatus ursinus (common wombat)
Lineage: Eukaryota; Metazoa; Chordata; Mammalia; Diprotodontia; Vombatidae
Gene: FBXO32
Product: F-box protein 32
Exons: 9
Coding region: 312-1379 (355 amino acids)
Biological process (GO): protein ubiquitination
Cellular component (GO): SCF ubiquitin ligase complex; nucleus; cytoplasm
Molecular function (GO): protein binding
Source: RefSeq, a predicted model, not a curated record